Chroicocephalus ridibundus (black-headed gull) is the source of this 2657-nucleotide messenger RNA. It is a transcript of the gene FZD4, whose product is annotated as frizzled class receptor 4. Bases 36 to 1631 code for a protein of 531 amino acids. The record is from RefSeq and is a predicted model, not a curated record. Lineage: Eukaryota; Metazoa; Chordata; Aves; Charadriiformes; Laridae. Gene Ontology annotation, molecular function: Wnt-protein binding; Wnt receptor activity. Gene Ontology annotation, cellular component: plasma membrane. The transcript has 2 exons. Gene Ontology annotation, biological process: non-canonical Wnt signaling pathway; retina vasculature morphogenesis in camera-type eye; canonical Wnt signaling pathway.
GGCCGGGGCCGGGGCCGGUGGAGGCUGCUCGGGCCAUGGCGGGGGGCGGCGGCGGCGGGGGGGCGACCGGCGUCGGGGGGCUGGUGGCCGUGCUGCUGGCGGGGCUGCUCGGCGGGGCGCGGGGUUUCGGCGACGAAGAGGAGCGUCGCUGCGACGCCAUCCGCAUCGCCAUGUGCCAGAACCUGGGCUACAAUGUCACCAAGAUGCCCAACCUGGUGGGACACGAGCUGCAGGCGGACGCGGAGCUGCAGCUCACCACCUUCACCCCCCUCAUCCAGUACGGCUGCUCCAGCCAGCUCCAGUUCUUCCUUUGUUCGGUCUAUGUCCCGAUGUGCACGGAGAAGAUUAACAUCCCCAUAGGUCCCUGCGGUGGCAUGUGCCUCUCCGUCAAAAGAAGAUGUGAACCCGUUCUGAAAGAAUUCGGGUUUGCCUGGCCGGACAGCCUAAACUGCAGCAAAUUCCCACCCCAGAAUGAUCACAACCACAUGUGCAUGGAGGGCCCGGGAGACGAAGAGGUUCCCCUUCAUAGCAAGACCUCCUUGCAGCCCGGAGAAGAGUGCCACAGCAUGGGAUCUAACUCGGAGCAGUACAUCUGGGUGAAGAGAAGCUUGAACUGUGUCCUGAAGUGCGGCUACGACGCUGGUCUCUACAGCAGGUCGGCUAAGGAAUUCACGGAUAUCUGGAUGGCCGUGUGGGCCAGUCUGUGCUUCAUCUCAACUGCCUUCACGGUCCUGACCUUCCUGAUUGAUUCAUCCAGAUUUUCCUACCCGGAGCGCCCAAUCAUAUUUUUGAGCAUGUGCUACAAUAUUUAUAGCAUUGCUUAUAUUGUGAGGCUAACUGUGGGCCGGGAAAGGAUAUCCUGUGAUUUUGAAGAGGCAGCAGAACCUGUUCUUAUCCAAGAAGGUCUUAAGAACACAGGAUGUGCUAUAAUUUUCUUGCUGAUGUAUUUUUUCGGGAUGGCUAGCUCCAUCUGGUGGGUUAUUCUCACAUUGACGUGGUUUCUGGCUGCAGGACUCAAGUGGGGCCAUGAAGCUAUAGAAAUGCACAGCUCUUAUUUCCACAUUGCAGCCUGGGCUAUCCCCGCCGUGAAGACCAUCGUCAUUUUGAUUAUGAGACUCGUAGAUGCAGACGAGCUCACCGGUCUGUGCUACGUUGGGAACCAGAACCUAGACGCUCUGACGGGCUUUGUCGUCGCUCCGCUUUUUACCUACCUGGUCAUUGGGACUUUAUUCAUUGCAGCGGGACUGGUGGCCUUAUUUAAAAUUAGGUCUAAUCUUCAGAAAGAUGGAACUAAAACUGACAAACUGGAAAGGCUGAUGGUCAAAAUCGGUGUCUUUUCAGUCCUGUACACCGUCCCAGCAACCUGUGUCAUCGCCUGUUAUUUCUACGAAAUCUCCAACUGGGCCAUUUUCCGCUAUUCAGCAGAUGAUUCCAAUAUGGCAGUGGAGAUGCUCAAAAUCUUCAUGUCCCUCCUGGUGGGUAUUACAUCGGGUAUGUGGAUCUGGUCAGCCAAAACUCUGCACACGUGGCAGAAGUGCUCAAACAGACUGGUGAACUCAGGGAAAGUGAAACGGGAGAAGAGAGCAGAUGGUUGGGUGAAACCUGGGAAGGGGAACGAGACGGUGGUAUGAGAAAAGGACGACCCCGCCAUGGUCCGAGUGCUGUCCCGGGAAGGACUGGUCGUGUGUGAGCAUUGCUGUGUAAAUGUUGGGAGUAGAGUAGGGAGACGGUUACACAACCUGUCUCCGAGGGAUGGAAAAAAAAAGCCUUAAAGAAUAAACAGCAAAAAGAUCAUGCUGCAGAUACAAUAGCCAUAAGUCAUGCUGCCCAAAAUAGGAAAGCCCAGGGAGGCUUUAAAAGCUGUGAAAUAUCCAAACACGUUAUCUUCCUUUUUUUUUCAAAGCAGGAUGCAAUAUACUGAAGUCUUCAGAAGCUGAGGGACUGUAGCCCACAGCUGGGGCACGUUGUUUUCUUUCCAUCGUCUUACAGCUGAUGGAGGAAAUGCGGUCCAGGGCCAAAUCCUGGGCCGAUUUAGGGUCCGGUUGCCAGAAGAUGGAGCACCCAGGACCUCAGUUAGGUGUCAUCUUUGCGAGUUCAGCGUCGUGAAGGACGCGCUUGCUGAGGGUUGUGUCUUUAUGCCCUGGGGAAUUCUGUUGCUCCCAAAUGCUGCACAAGUCAGCCAUGGAUCGCGUCCUCCAACAGAUACCAAGGGGGCUUUGCAGGUCUGAGCGUUACCCGUGAUGAGUAGGAUUUAGUGAGGUAUUGGUGAGGGUGUUUCUAUAAGUAAUCUGAUGGUCUAAUAAUAAUUUCGACUCGUUCUUUUUACCAUCUGUAGCCUGGUCUGAAUUGAAAGCUGACUCUGCCUUGUAGGAAUUUGGACCUCCCUAGGUCCCUUCCCGCCUGAAUCAUUCUGUGGUUCUAUCAAUAUUUCUAUUUUUUUGAAAGCUUUACUCAAGGCCACUGUCAGAAGUAGAGGAGUCAGUGGGAGCCGGGAGACUGUGAUGGUCUUCUGCAUCAAUUAUCGUUAUCCGCCUGCCUCCAUCCCUCUCCCUUCAGGUGCUCCUGCUAUUUGCAGUGAACUACUUUAUUCUGCUGCUUUUAAGAGCCUUAAAUAAAGUCUUACAUUGUGGUGUUCCUUCCUCCAGGAAAGAGAAAAA